AUGGCAUCUGUCGUCGAUCAUGAACCUGUUAUCGAUCGAGCUGCAUUCGAAGCCUAUAUACAACUUCGAGCGAUUGCCAAGAAAUACAAUGUCGAAGACAAACUCGAAGUACCUCAAUUGGUUCUAGUCGGUGAAACAUCAACCGGCAAGUCAAUGCUCGUGCAAAAUUUUCUUCGAUUUCCUUGUUCAUUCUCCCAGACUGGAAUUGCAACACGUUGUCCAGUGGCUUAUCGACUUGUCUACAACCCGACGUUACCUAUCGGCGAGCUUCGUAUUAUUCGACCAGCAAAUAUUACUGCUCCUCAACUGGCAAAUCAUUUGCAACAAUUAAUGAAACGUAUUCAAGAAGAACAUUCCGCAACGGGUGGUUUUCGACUCGAACCCGAAUGGAUCGAGAUCGAAAGUGCUGAAUAUACGGAUUUCGAAAUUCUUGAUCUACCUGGUCUGAUUGGUGGUGAUAAAGUCGCUGAGACUCGAGAAGCAGUAGAGAAGAUAGCCGAAGCAUUUGUGCGCAACCCUCGAUUCUCCAUUGUUCUACUGAAAGAGACGACACAAAUCACUGAUAAUAGUCAUGGUGCACGUGUGAUUGACGAACUCUGCAAAAAACAAAAAGGAACUGAUUCUUCCUUGCCACCACGGCCUGACUACCAUCGAAAUAUGAUCACUAUUCAUACGAAAUUUGAUUCUUUUAUGCUGAACUUUACCAAUGGAACUGCAACCAAUAACGAGAUUGCAAAGCAGCUUCACGAUUUUGGUUCUUCUUUCUUUACUAAUAUGAUUUUUGAUGGAUAUUCAAUGGCAGAACGAUCAUUCGAUGAUAAUGUUGCCUAUAUUCGUGAUUUAUCGCGUCGAGAACAACAAGAAGUAGACAAAUGGAUUGAGAAAAUGAAUCAAAAGAGUGACAAAUCACCUGAUCAUUAUCAGCCUUUCGAUGAGAAAUAUCGUAAGCUUAUCGGUAUCGAUGUUGUACGAAAUCAAAUUCAAUCUCUCUGGCUCAAGUCAUUUCGUUCUGCUCUGCCAAAAUUAAAAGCAAAAAUUCAAGAUGAACUCGACAAAGCCCGCCGUCAAUAUGAUGAAGAUCAAGAACGAUACAAACUACUUGAUCCCCAUAUCCUUCGCGAUACUUAUAUAAACUAUCUCAAUGAUUUUCAUAAGAUUCUUUGUCAAUAUUCUGGUUACAAGUCGGAAAUUGAUUUUAUUUUUCCUCUCGAUCGAUGUGGUCAGACAUACGAGGAUAUCGAAACUACCUAUAAUGAAUGGCAACGAACAAAAGCAAUCACCUGGCGGGCAUAUUUGAGUGCAGACGAUUUGAAACAAAAAUUUCCCGAAGAAGACAAAACGAUCAAUGCGCGUUAUGUUGGUUCUCGUCAUUUCGCGCGUCUUCAUAAUCUCUUUUCGUACAUGAUUUUACACUUCAAACCACGUGAACCAACCCGAGAUUGGAUUGAAACAACGGCUGCAUUUUUGGCUGCUAAUUCAACAGACUUUGAUGAUUUGGAAAAAGCAAUUCGAGAUAUUCUUCGCACUCUCAUACGUGAAACUUUUCUCAUGGGUAUUUGUUGGCUGACACAAAUGUAUUCCUAUCUAUUGGACAUGUUUCGAAUCAACGUUAAACGCUAUCUUCUUAGCAAUGAGAAAUACCCAACGUUGCGCGAUCACAAUAUGUUUCUAAACGCAGUCGAUUUUGAGUAUCACAUUAUUGUACGUACGAUGAUUCGCGAUGCCAUUCGUCUCAUUCGCGAUUUUCGUCAAUCAAUGAGUGCCUAUGCACACUAUGAUGUCACGAAACGUAUGGCGAAAUUGAUUUUUUCUGUUCCACGAGAGAUUGAUCAUGGUGCUUUCGAGCAACCCAUUGAGGGUAUUUUUGUGAAAAAUGCAACAAACAAUACAUACACGAAAGCUACCUUAGCCGAUAUUUUUAAAUCUAUUCCACCGCAGACACUUCUCGAGCAAAUUUAUGGUUCUGAAUCAUUUUUGACAAGUAAGCGAGAUCCACAUACAUGCAGUCAUCAUGAAAAUGCACGACGAACAAUACAAGAGCUCUACACAGCAAGCUGUGGUCGAUUCUUGGAAGAAAUUCGAUCUAGUUUCAAUACGAAUGUUGUAAUGAGAAUUCAUAAUUUUGAUCGAUUCUCUAGAGAAAGACACCCAAAUAAUCCAAAUCGACUUCCUCUCUCCUUACGUAUCAGUCGCAUGACCGAACGACAGAUUAGUGAGAUGUCGAAUAUGGAUUUCGAUGAGAUCAAUGACGUGUGUCAUAGAUCAAUUGAAAAGAUUCAAGCUUUGGACGAGGCUCUAUUGUUCAUCAAUAGCGCCAUUACUGAAAUGAACACUAGUGAACGAGUUCCAAGUGAGCAACGUCGAUCGCGUAUGGAAGACAUCAAUCUCAAAAGCACAAAACAUGCACAAUACAUGCGUAAGAAACAAGAAACUGUCGAGAGUCGUCAUCGACAACAAUAUCGCUCUCAAAGUUCUUAUACUCGUUCAGCUGAUGAGUCCAAUGAAACCCCCAAUGAUUAUGCCCUCGAUGAAGAACAGCAAUUAAUGACUCAUCGUGAUCCGACAUCAGCCAGUGAAUUUCUACGUGAGACCUAUGAUAAGCAUGAUGAGGAAGAUCUGAACUAUGGAUUUCUCGAGAAUGAUUCACGUGAUCAAGAUAAGAAUUAUUCGUCUGUACAUGAUCAUUUGCUCGUCGAUCCGAAUUCAAUGAACUAUGAUCAGACUUUGUUACAUUCUACGGGUAUGUUCACUUUCACGUAA
Messenger RNA from Rotaria sp. Silwood2, 2760 nucleotides. NCBI's taxonomy places the organism in Eukaryota, Metazoa, Rotifera, Eurotatoria, Philodinida, Philodinidae. The record is from the annotation of a GenBank genome assembly.